Vitrella brassicaformis is the source of this 2652-nucleotide messenger RNA. NCBI's taxonomy places the organism in Eukaryota, Vitrellaceae. The record is from the annotation of a GenBank genome assembly.
GUCUCAUUCAUUCGCAUACACACAUACAGCCAGUGAACAGUGCACACUGACGUUUGACACACGCGAAUACAUAAAUUAAGGAAGGAUUCUACCUACCUUGCAACACGUAUGGAUGGAUGGAUGGAUGCAGCUCUGCAUCGACCGCUCAGCUCUCUCCCUCUCUCUAUGUGCCUGGCCUGCCUGAUCUAUCUUAUCUGUCUGUUCACACCCCCUGUAUGGUGUCUGCCCCCUGCUGCACCUCCUUCCACUUCAUGGCGUUAAGGUCGGCCGCCAGCUUGAGCAACUCGUCUGCCUCCUUCUUGUCACCACCGCCACCUGACGGCACACUCACCUUCUCACCCCGCUGCACCACCUCACCUGACCAAGCACAGCCCCACACUAGUCACUCUCUCCGGCUGUCAUGUCUGUGCAUUUCUGUCUCGUCACUCACCUGCCGCAUCCUGCUUUUCCCCCUGCGCAGCAGCAGCUGCCUUUGCCUUGGUGGCUCCCUUGGUCGCAGUGGAGGCAGCCACAACGCGUUCUGAGGCACACCACAAAGGUACAAAUGUGUUGAUCCUCGGCAAGCAUCUUCGCGGACCUCCGGAUGAAGCGACAGUGUUCUUGGUGCCCUUGGGCGGCUUGGCGGGCGGUGCCGACUGCGAGAGACUCUUUCUGCAUCCACACAUCAUGCAGAGACAUUGGUUGGGAAAGUAUGGACUCUGUUGCGUCUGUGUAUGACUCUUGUUGGCUUGGGGGUGGCGCUGCCGGUGCGGCAGCGGACUUGGCCUUGGUGUUGCGACUUGACUUGAUGGACGUGUUGGCACUCCUACUGCACAAGAAAGGCAAGUGGCCCAAGGUUGGCCAUAUACUCACUUAUGCGUUGCCUUGCUUACGCGGACUGCUGGACAGCCAAAGCACCUUCAAGCUCCUCAUACGCUGCCACAAGUCAGUCGAGACACUUAUGGGGUGGUCUCUGCCUCAAGUCUCAAUGAGCGUGUGUGGCUGACUGAUUUACUGACCAGCCCUCUGCCUCUGCUGUGUGUGCUGCAGCCGCUGGAUGAGCUCCAGCUCCUCCUUCUCCAUCAUCGCUAUCUGCGCCUCCUUUAAUCGCUGACCGACACGUGUCCUCGAGUCUAUGUGUUGGUUGACCGCCCGCCGACCUGCCUACCUGCAGGUCAUCCUCCCGCUGCAGCUUCUCCUGGAAGUGCUUGCGAGCCAACGUACGGCGAUGCUCCUGCAUGCGAGACACCAUCAGGCACAGUGGUGUCUCUCUUGCCUUAGCCUUGUCUGCCUCCCUCCCUGGUCUUAUUUACGUCUUCUCGCUUCCGACGUUCCUUCAUUUCUUGCUCGCUCUGUCGAAUCUUGUCCUUGCGGGCCACCAGGAACUCCUCCUCCUGCCGACGGGCCUCAGCCAGCUCCUUCUCCGUCUCCUGUAGUAGUAGGUAGAAACAUGCGUAUCGUAUCACACAUACACAUAUUCCCUCUGCGUGCGUGUGAUCGCUGAAAUAGCGACCGACCUUUCGCUGAGCGUAAUAGUCGCUGAUGCCCUCGAUCUUUUGCAGUCGAUGCUGCUCCAACCGUUCUCUGCAGGGCAGCAGACAGAGGGGCCGUGUGGGUUCAUUGUACCUCCCCUCACCGGUGUCGUCGCAGAUGUUCCUCCCGGUUGGAGGCCUGCUUGGCGCGGAUCUCCUCGAGUUCCUUCUCACGGGCCUCGCGCAGCUGCACCCACAAACAGAGAGAGGAGAGGAGAUUUAAACACAGACAGGCUGGCAAGGUGAAGUGCGCUGUGCGUCCCACCUCCUCUCUCUGCCUUUGGAGCUCCUCAUUGCGUCGACGGAUCUCCAAGAUCUCCUGCAGGCGGAGAUAGAUGUACAUGGGUGCAUCAUACCUGGCAAGGCGUGGCGUACGUGUGCCCGUUUCUUGGUCUCAUCGAUUUUCUUCUGGGCCUUUUUCUCCUCGAGCUUCAGCAGGGCAAUCCUGUUGGCGAGCAUCAACGCAUCCUGCGAUCGAGGCAAUGCAACGCAUGUGCAACACACAGCGCCGUCAUUUGUAUGUAUGUGUGUGUGUGUGUCUGUCCAUUUCUUCAGUGCACUUGUCUUGCCUGCUCGGCCCGUUUGCGGUUGACUCUGCUGUGGAAGAGCUGCACGGCCAUCUCGUGAGAGAUGUCCGUCUCCCCCUCGCCCGCAUCAUAGGCCAUGUCCAGGGGCAUCGGCACGCCGUCGCCCUCACCCGUCACGCCGGCCGUCUCAUCGCCGCCAUCAACCUACAGCCCAAGACGCUGGUGCAUACCGUAUGCGUAGUGCUUCCUGCCUCGCAUACACAUGCGCCGUGGAGCGCCGAACAGUAGUGUCUGACUGUGUUGUGUGUGUAUCCUGACCUGAGGAUCUUGCCCCAUGUCAGGAUAGGUAUCUGCUGCGCCGUACUCAGCCUGCAGACAAACGGAGAUAGAUAGAUAAUAGAGCGAUAGAGAGAAGGGUCCGGACAAAAGCUAGAACUGAUCAUGCAAAGCGGCUGUUUUGGUCAUCUUUUCCAAUCAGGCUUGCUGCCAUGCAGACUGUUCACACAUCACGCUCUCUGUGCGCAUUUCGUACCAUGGUCCGCUUGGGUCAGGUACGCGAAGGCAGACUCGGUCCCAACAACUGGAAAAGCGGCCUUCGCGUCUCCCCUGCCCAG